AUGCGGGUGCCACUGGAGAUUUUACGCCACAUCCUUCAGGAUGCUGUUGAAAUUCUCUCAAUCACAGAUCUAUUUAGAGCAAGGCUGGUCAAUGUCCUUUUCGCCGACGAAAUUCUCGGUCUUGCUCUAGAGAAAUUCUGUAUCCGAACGUGGGACCGCGACUUUGAGGACCCAGAUAAGAAUGCAGAAACAUGCUGGAACAGCCUUCCAAUGGAGCUGAAACGCUCUUACAUCCAGAGAAGAAUAGACCAGCACCCAGAUCAGCCUUGUAUCCUGUCAUCUAAUGUACAUCGCAUGCUAGAGCUGGGAGCGGACAAGAUCUCUAACAAAGACCAAAGAGCGAUGCUGACUGAAAAACUCAUUGAUGGUAUCUUAAGUGGGACGUUUAGUCCUGACAUCAUGUUUUCCAUUGUACACUACAAAAAACGCGUCCAAGCCAAAGCUUCCCUUAGACCUGAGAAUGCAGUUUGCUUUAGUGGUGUCCAUCAUAUGCUCCAGCUUGCCCUCGCGAUCAGCGCUAUCAAGCGGAGCGAUUGCGCCGAGCUCCAAAGUCUUUUUGACCAGGGCCUUCAACCAGACCUGUGGACCGAGGAGCUGAUAUUACGUCCCUUGGAUGUCGCGGCGAGCGUUGGCGACCAAGCAAUCCACAAGGUCCUUAUCGCGAAUAAGUGUCCCAUGAGUAAUCCACGCGGCUUCUUUGAACCCUGGUCUAAUAUCUUGACUACAGCUGCACGGUGCGGCAACGUGGAGGCUGUAGAGGAGUGGACCAAAGUAAUACAAAGCACGAAUUAUAGCUACAGGGAUUGGAUGGGGCAUGUCAUACGCUUGAAUAAGUCGAGGGACAUAUGGCUGGCACUAAUAGAAACACAUCACAGUGCGGCAAGAGGAGGACACGUGGAGAUCCUGAAGCUAUUGGAUGCCAGAAUCAAGGAUAUAACUGCAGAGAAGCGUUUCCAUUCCUUUGUAGAGGCCAUCAAAUUCGGUCAAUGCCACACGGUAGAUUGGUUUCUUGACCAGGGUAGGAUUGACCUACAGAUGAGAACGACACACGAAAAGAAAGGGCCGAUGUCUGCCGCGUUAUUUGACACCAACUGGAGAAGGAGGCCACAAAUGGUCAGACUGUUGCUGGAACGUGGAGCUAAUCCGAACGAGGUCUUUUCACCUACAGGUAGAACGCUCUUGCAGAGGGCACUGGAGAAAGACGACUCGGAAACUGCGAGGUUGUUAGUGGAGCAUGGCGCUGAUGUGAGCUCCUCUGGGUAUGGGCCAACUUGUCGAAAAAAACCGCCUUUGUCUAUUGCCAUCAAGCGCAAGAAUGCCCCGAUGGUCCAGCUCCUACUAAGAAAAGGGGCUAAUCGAAUGUACGGAGGACUGUGCGAGAAGAAGAAUCACAAAGAACGAGAUAUAACCCAUAUUGAGAAAAACUUAAAGUCAAUGGGUUGGGAUGACAAGGAGGUAAGGGACAAAGCGCUUGAAUACUUUGCCCUGAACUUCGAGGGUAUACGAAACCCCAAUUGA
Talaromyces marneffei is the source of this 1518-nucleotide messenger RNA. RefSeq lists its product as uncharacterized. Gene Ontology annotation, molecular function: protein binding. The transcript is spliced from 2 exons. The coding region runs from base 1 to 1518 and encodes 505 amino acids. NCBI's taxonomy places the organism in Eukaryota, Fungi, Ascomycota, Eurotiomycetes, Eurotiales, Trichocomaceae. The record is from RefSeq and is a predicted model, not a curated record.